AUGGAGGGGUGGGAUCCGAAUACGAAAUCGACUCUAACACAGAUCCCGCUGCUAACAACGAAAGCUGGACCAAGAGACGGAGCGGCAUGGACGCAGAGGCUGAAGGAGGAAUACAAGUCUCUGAUCGCCUACACCCAGAUGAACAAGUCCAAAGACAACGAUUGGUUCCGAAUUUCCGCCGCCAAUCCCGAGGGGACACGGUGGACCGGCAAGUGCUGGUAUGUUCAUAACCUUCUCAAGUACGAAUUCGAUCUUCAGUUCGAUAUCCCGGUUACUUACCCCUCCACUGCCCCCGAGCUCGAGCUUCCGCAGCUUGACGGCAAGACCCAGAAGAUGUAUCGAGGAGGGAAGAUUUGUCUGACUAUUCAUUUCAAGCCACUGUGGGCGAAGAAUAGUCCCCGAUUUGGCAUUGCACAUGCACUGUGCUUGGGACUUGCUCCAUGGCUGGCAGCUGAAGUUCCCAUUCUGGUGGAUUCUGGGAUGAUCAAGCACAAAGAUGAUACAGCCUCAUCAAAAAUAAAGAUUGAGGAAGUGUUCUCAAUUUGUUCUGAACAUCAAAUGUACAAUUUCUGUGGAGCUGACAAAGGGAUUAUAGAGUUUGAACUUGGAAAUGCAUCGAAUGCACAUAACAUCAUAUGA
Linum trigynum is the source of this 639-nucleotide messenger RNA. The record is from the annotation of a GenBank genome assembly. NCBI's taxonomy places the organism in Eukaryota, Viridiplantae, Streptophyta, Magnoliopsida, Malpighiales, Linaceae.